AUGGCCAGACACAACUUCAUUCUAGCAGAUAGCUUGAGUCAGAAAGGGUGGGAUGUCAUUAUACCCGACUACUUUGAAGGUGAUGGAUUGCCCAUUCAACUUCUAAAGCGUAAUCCCAACCUGUCUAUCGAUGAACACCCAUGGUCGGAAGAAGACAAGGACAAACUACGAAACCUGGACUUUCCUACUUGGACUAAGCGCCAUGACCAUUCGCGAGUGUCCGAGAUACUCGGAAGCUUGCUGAAGGAACUCGACGUCCAAUACAAAGGGUGUCCUCGGUUUGGAGUUGGCUAUUGUUUUGGAGGCAAACAUGUCUUGAGACUCGGUAAGCAGGGUCUCAAAGCUAUCGCCGCUUUUCACCCAAGCUUUGUCGAAGAACAAGAUCUCGAGGGCGUUCAAGCGCCAGUCUACAUUGGCCUGGCGGGAGCAGACACGAUGGUCCCGGCGUCUCUGCACGAUGACCUCAUGAUGUGGAGGGCAAAUGGCAUGGAAAGAAUGGUACCUUUUGAGAUGGAAGUGUACCCAGAUAUGCCGCACGGUUUUGCGGCACGGCCGGAAAGUGAGAAUCUCAUUAUACGCGCUCAGUAUUGUAAGGCCUUGGAGAAAGCCGCUGAGCAUCUAGCAAAGUACAGCGAGACUUGA
Molecule: messenger RNA, 642 nt
Organism: Cyphellophora europaea CBS 101466
Lineage: Eukaryota; Fungi; Ascomycota; Eurotiomycetes; Chaetothyriales; Cyphellophoraceae
Exons: 2
Coding region: 1-642 (213 amino acids)
Molecular function (GO): hydrolase activity
Source: RefSeq, a predicted model, not a curated record